AGGGGGACGCCGCUUCCUCCUCCUCCUCCUCCUCCUCCUCCCUCUGGCCUGGGACAGCCCGACCGCCGGCCGGCUGCCCCCGGCCCCCGCCGCUCUCCGAAAUGCCCCUGCAGCAGGCAAAACGAAGGCUGGAGCUAGGAGAAAGUGGCCACCAAUAUCUUGCAGAAGGACUAAAGACUCCAAAGGGGAAAGGAAGAGCUGCAACAAGAAGUCCAGAUAGUCCAAAAACUCCAAAAUCUCCUUCAGAAAAGACUCGGUAUGAUACAUCCCUUGGCCUUCUUACAAAGAAGUUCAUUCAGUUGCUGAGCCAGUCUCCUGAUGGGGUCCUAGAUUUGAACAGAGCAGCAGAGGUCCUCAAGGUGCAAAAAAGGAGGAUUUACGAUAUCACCAAUGUACUGGAAGGCAUCCAUCUCAUUAAGAAAAAAUCCAAAAACAACAUUCAGUGGAUGGGCUGCAGCCUGUCCGAGGACGGUGGGAUGCUGGCGCAGCGCCAGGGCCUCACCAAGGAGGUGACGGAACUGACUCAGGAAGAGAAGAAACUGGAUGAGCUAAUCCAAAGCUGCACCCUGGACCUCAAGCUGCUAACAGAGGACUCAGAGAAUCAGAGAUUAGCUUACGUGACGUACCAAGAUAUUAGAAAAAUCAGUGGCCUUAAAGACCAAACUGUUAUAGUUGUGAAAGCUCCUCCAGAAACAAGACUUGAAGUGCCUGACCCAGUGGAGAGUGCAUUGAUACAUUUAUCUAGUACUCAAGGACCUAUUGAAGUUUAUCUGUGCCCAGAGGAAAAUGAUGCCCUCAGUCCAAUGAAAACCUAUAGUCAGGACCACAAUGGAAAUAUUUCCAAAACCAUUUCCAAAGAAGUGGCUUCUGCUAACUCAGGACAAGGUGACUGCUCAGUAAAUAUGGCAACAAUCUCUCCAUUGGCUUCUCCAGCCAACCUUCUACAGCAGACCGAGGACCAAAUUCCCUCAAACUUUGAAGGACCAUUUGUGAAUUUGCUGCCUCCUCUGCUUCAGGAAGAUUAUUUGCUGAGCCUUGGGGAUGAAGAAGGCAUCAGUGACCUCUUUGAUGCUUAUGAUUUAGAGAAACUUCCUUCACUGAUGGAUGAAUUUAUAUACAGCUGAUUGUCUUAAGUGCUGUCCAUAUCUAAACUAUGUUUUUAAUGGAAUCAAAAAAACCUGCCGUCAUUCAGAGUUGUCCUCUACUUACCAUAAAAAUAGCAUUAUUAAAUAAACUAGGCUCCUGAACA
Messenger RNA from Melospiza melodia melodia, 1249 nucleotides. RefSeq names its product E2F transcription factor 3 (gene E2F3). Bases 102 to 1124 code for a protein of 340 amino acids. The transcript has 7 exons. The record is from RefSeq and is a predicted model, not a curated record. Gene Ontology annotation, biological process: regulation of transcription by RNA polymerase II. Gene Ontology annotation, molecular function: RNA polymerase II cis-regulatory region sequence-specific DNA binding; protein dimerization activity; DNA-binding transcription factor activity, RNA polymerase II-specific. Gene Ontology annotation, cellular component: RNA polymerase II transcription regulator complex. NCBI's taxonomy places the organism in Eukaryota, Metazoa, Chordata, Aves, Passeriformes, Passerellidae.